GGGACGUCGUAACGAAAGCCGUGGACCGCGCUUUCCUGGAACUUGCGGAGCUAGACGGCAAGAAGGACGAGGAGGGGCGGCCGGUGAUUAACGUUCCGGAGCUAUACACCGGCGUGCUCCUCGUGUACAACUAUGUGAACCGCUACUCCCCGGGGAGUUAUCUGAGCCCUCCAAAGAAGAAGGAUGUUCUCAAGCUGGUCAAGGAGGUUGGUAACCACGUGGAUAUCGUGCGAGGCGCCGGCGGAGGCACGUUGGAGAGCUGCUGCAGAGCGUGCGCGGGUGACAAGGCCUGCCACGCCUAUCACUUCUUCCCUAGCAAACGGCUAGCCGACAAUGCUAACGUUCGGGGCUUCAUUGACGGCGUGCAGUGCUACCUGCUGGAGAAGAAAGCUGGGUCUGGAGGGACAGCGGGGCUGAGACAUCCUUAUAGCGGGGAUGGAAGAGAGCAGGAUGCUGUGUCGGCAUUCUACCCGCUCAGCUGGGUGGGAGGCUCAUGCGACACGUCUCGCCUGGACAACACCGACCCGCGCAUCACAGGCUCGCACGGGACCCUCUUUGACUUCCCCGGGCAGCUCGGCAAAUCUUUCUGCUUGCUUGCCGACCAUCGGAUCCACAUCAAUGUUCUGCUGCAGAGCCACCAGGGACCAGAGUCCGCAGCGGCAGCGGCACUAGCAGCAGCAGGCAUGCCGAGGAGAGUGGCAGAGGGAAGCCUGCAUGUGUGGGUGAAGGAGGUGGGAGUGGUGUGGGUGUCAUCUGGCGGCAAGCAGCACUCGCUGCGCAUGGUGGCGCGCACAGGCAACCAGCAGGACAGGGGGGCCAACGGUUUCCUCGCCCUCAUGCAGGUGGACGGUGCUGACGUGGCACCGCCACGCUUCCAUGAUGACCUGGCAGUGGUGGGAGCGGAUGGAAGUGUGGAGAUAAGGAAGACGGCGGAGGAAGAGGAUGGGCCUUUCGAUGUGGACACGUAUGAAGUUGUGUUUGAAGGGCUGGGGAAGGUGCAUGUGAGCAUGAGGGUGGCUCACCCUUUGCUACAAACACCAGAGGAAGCUGAGGCCCAUUUCAACAUCCGGGUAGCUGAACUCCAGCCUGAGGACGACGACAGUGGGUCGGGCAGUUCAGGCGGGAGCGAUGGGUCGGGCAGCGGCAGACGGGGCGGGCAGGGGGACGAGGAGGCGGGGUAUGAGAUGGAAGAGGACGAGGAGCGGUCGGAGGAAGACGAGGAGGAGGAUGAAGCAGGCGACGACCCGGAUGACGAGGAUUUCGACCCCACCAGCUGCGCGCCGAAUGGGCAACUGCCGCGGCGGGGGAAGGAGGUGAGCGCGGAGGGGGAGGGAGAGUCGUCAGACGAUGAUGGGGAGGGGGACGAGGAGGAGGAGGCAGGGAGCGGGAGCGAGUCGUUUGACGAAGCUGGGGCGGGUGGCGGGGACGACGAGAGCUCGUCUGAUUUCUCUGGGUCGGUGAGCGAGUCAGGGAGUGAGAGUGAGGGGCGGGGGAAGCCGCGGGCCAGGCGUGGGGGGGCUGGCGCGGGCGGAGGAGGGGGCGGGGGCGGGGGGAAAGGGGGGAGAAAACGCGCGCGGGGCGGGGCGGGGAGCUCGGAGAGUGAGAGCAGCGGAGGGGAAGGGCGGAAGGGGCGGUCGGGGAAGGGGGGAGGGCGGGCGGGGGUGGCGGCGAGGGAGACACGCAUGUCACGGAGGGCUGUGCCGCGCAAGUCAUACUUUGAGGAUGAUGAGGACUCGGCGGAUGACCUGGCGCCACCUGCUAAGAAGAAACUCAAGGGCAUAGCAGCAGCGGGGGAGGAGGGCGAGGAGGAGGAUGAAGACAUGCUGCCGGCAGGGGAUGCAGCAGAGGCAGACGCAGAGGCGGAGGGGGACGUGGUGGAGCGGGUGCUGUGGCACCAGCCGCUGGGGAGGAGUGAGGAGAUGCGGGCAGCGGGGCAGCCCACGGGGCCGUGUGUGUUGGAGUAUGAUGUGAGCGAGGCCAUCGACUGGGAGCAGGAGGAGCUGUACGUCAAGUGGAAGGGACGCUCCUUCCUGCACUGCGAAUGGCUGCCCAUCUCCACCCUCUCCACGCUACCCGGGUUCAAGAAGGUGCAGAACUACAUGAAGCGGGCGGACGAUGAGAGGCGGUACCGUCUGAGUGUGUCAGCAGAGGAGGUGGAGGCGCUGAACGUGGGGCGCGAGAUGGAGCUGGACCUGCUCAAGCAGUACUCGCAGGUGGACAGGGUGGUGGCAGAGCGGCCAGCCAAGGCAGCAGGGGAGGCGGGGAGGGAGGGCGAUGAGGUCAGCAGCUACGAGUUCUUUGUCAAGUGGAAGGGGCUUUCCUACUCCGAGGCCACCUGGGAGACGGAGGCGGACAUAGAGGUUGCGCGGGAGGCGAUAGACGAGUUCAAGGAGAGGGAGGCGGGAGCGCUGGUGGUGGGCAAAAGCGUGGAGGCGCAACGGAAGAGCUGCCGAAGCAUGAGCAAGCUGGAGGUGCAGCCGGAGUGGCUCAAGGGCGGCACCUUGAGGGACUACCAGCUCAUGGGGCUCAACUUCCUCAUCCACAGUUGGAUGAGAGACACAAACGUUAUCCUGGCAGACGAGAUGGGGCUGGGCAAGACGGUGCAGUCCGUCUCCAUGCUCGGCUUUCUCUUUCACAUGCAGCAGAUACAGGGUCCGUUCCUGAUAGUUGUGCCGCUGUCAACCAUGAGCAACUGGGAGCGGGAGCUGCGCCGCUGGCUGCCCUCCCUCAACGUCGUGCUUUAUGUGGGCAACCGCGCCUCCAGAGAGGUGGUGCAGCAGUACGAGUUCUGGCAGGCUGCGGGCAGGAAGGGAGGGAGGCAGAGCAAGUUCCAUGCGCUACUAACAACCUACGAGGUGGUCUUGAAAGACAAGGCUGUGCUCUCGCCCAUCCGCUGGACGUACCUCAUGGUCGACGAGGCGCACCGCCUCAAGAACUCUGAAGCGGCGCUCUACACCACGCUCAUUAGCUUCCAUGCGCGCAACAAGCUGCUCAUCACCGGCACGCCCCUGCAGAACAGCGUCGAGGAGCUCUGGGCGCUGCUGCAUUUCCUGGACUCGGGCAAGUUUGGCGACAAGGAGGAGUUUUCAGCCAAGUACAAACACCUGCUGGAGAACCAGAGCGAGAAGGAGAUCACGUCAUUGCACCAGGAGCUGCGCCCGCACAUGCUGCGGCGGGUGAUCAAGGACGUGGAGAAGUCACUGCCGCCCAAGAUUGAACGCAUCCUGCGCGUCGAGAUGUCGCCCCUGCAGAAGCAGUACUACAAGUGGAUUCUUGAGCGCAACUUUCAGGAUCUGAACAAGAACGCGCGCAGCAACCAGGUGUCCUUGCUCAACAUCGUGGCAGAGCUCAAGAAGUGCUGCAACCACCCCUUCCUCUUUGAGAGCGCUGACUACGGCUACGGGGGCGGCGCGGCGGGAGGGGCGCUGGACGCACAGGGCAAGGCGCAGCGGAUCGUGCUGGGGAGUGGCAAGACGACUUUGCUGGAUAAGCUGCUCACUCGGCUGAAAGAAACGGGCCACCGCGUUCUCAUCUUCUCCCAGAUGGUACGCAUGUUGGACAUUCUAGCGGACUACCUCGCUCUGCGAGGCUUCCAGUUCCAGCGCCUGGACGGCAGCACGAGGGCGGACCUGAGGCAGCAGGCCAUGGAGCACUUCAAUGCGCCCGGCAGUGACGACUUCUGCUUCCUGCUCUCCACGCGCGCAGGCGGGCUGGGUAUUAAUCUUGCCACGGCGGACACCGUCAUCAUCUUUGACUCUGACUGGAACCCACAGAACGACCUGCAGGCCAUGAGCUGCGCUCACAAGAUCUUUCCCUCCCGUGUCCCCCUUCCUCCCGUAUCCUCCUCCCUUCUCCGCCCCUGUCCGUCCUCCUCCCACCACCAGGCCACGAGUCGCGCGCACCGCAUAGGGCAGCAGGACGUGGUGAACAUCUACCGGUUCGUGACGAGCGGCAGCGUGGAGAGUGGUGCCAUGAGCCGAGCACACAGGAUAGGGCAGCAGGACGUGGUGAACAUCUACCGUCGUGCGCACCGCAUAGGGCAGCAGGACGUGGUGAACAUCUACCGGUUUGUGACGAGUGGCAGUGUGGAGGAGGACAUAUUGGAGCGCGCCAAGCGCAAGAUGGUGCUGGACCACCUCGUCAUCCAGAAGCUCAACGCUGCCGGGCGCCUGGAGAAGACUCAAAGUAAAAAGAGCAGCUCCAUGUUCGAUAAGAACGAGCUGGCGGCCAUAUUGCGGUUCGGAGCAGAGGAGCUGUUCAAGGAGAAAGUGAGCGAGGAGGAGGGAGCGAGCCGGCUGGAGAAUCUGGAUAUUGACGAGAUUCUGGCGCGCGCUGAGAAAAUCGACAGCAGCACUGCUGGGGAGGGCGCUAAUGAACUGCUCUCCGCCUUCACUGUGGCGAAUUUCAGCAGCACGGAGAACGACGCUGCUUUUUGGAGCCGGCUGAUCCAGGCAGCGCCAGCAGAGGAGGAGAAGGCGCUGGGGCCGCGCUCCUCCCGCCGCAACGCCACCUACACGGGCGAUGGGCUGCAUGGGGAUGCUGAUGAUGAGGAGGAGGAUGGGAGAGAGGGGAGGGGUGACGCCAACGCCUUCGUGAAGGCAGUGAGGCGGUACGGAGGCGCAGAGCGAGUCGCACAAAUGACAGCGGAGGCCGGUGGAGCAAUGGAAGCAGCGAGCGAAGCAGAGCGGCGGUCCCUCCACUCCCUACUCAUGCAGGCCUGCAAAGACACCGUCAGAGCUGCCGCCGCCGCAGAGGAAGACGACCCAAUGGGAGCAGCCGGAGCAGCAGCAGCGGCAGCAGCAGCAGGGGCGGCAGCAGCAGCAAAAAUCCCUCUACUGGAUUUCUUCGGUGUUGCAAUUAAAGCCCCGGAGCUCCUGCACCGGGUGAAAGAGCUCCAGUUUCUGGCGAAGCGGGUGGAGCGAGUAAGCGACCCUGUGAAGCAGUUCCGCCUGCGGUCGCAUGCGCGCGUGCCCUCAUGGGCUAAGACCACUUCUUGGACGCCUGUUGAUGAUGCAAGGCUGCUGCUAGGGGUGCACUUCCAUGGGUUUGGCAACUGGGAGCAGGUUCGGCUGGAUGAACGGCUGGGAUUGGAGAAUAAGAUCGCGCCGCCGGGAUCAACGGGUGGGAUUGGGGGAGGUGGAGAGGGGAAGCUGCCCAGAGGGAGCCAUUUGGAUGCACGGGCGUCUGCUCUGCUGCGCAAGGAGCUGGAGGCUGAUCCUCACCACGCCAAGGCUGCAGCAGCAGCCAAUGCUCUCAAGGUCAAGAUCAAGGUGCGAGGAGGAGGCAAGGGCGCGUUUGCUGCUGGCUCUGCUGCUGCUUCUGGCGCUGACGAAGCCGUUGCUCUGGGUGGGGGACGGAGAGGCGGGGGUGGGAGGGAGGAGAGAGGGCGGAGAGGGCGAGGGGGGGAGAGGGAGCGGGAGAGGAGGCAUGGUGGGGAGAGGGAGGGGCGAAGGCGGGGGAGGAGGGAGGAGGAGAAGGAGAAGCGGUCUCCGGAGAAGGAAAAGGAGGCCGAGGAGGCGAAGGAGGAGGGGGAGAUCUCCGAAGGGGAGGACGCCGCUGCAGCAGCAGCAACAGCAGCCGCCGCCGCCGCAGCAGCAGGGGCAGCAGGCGGAGGAGGGAGCAAGGUCGGGAAGGAGGAGGAGGGGGUCGCAGGAGGAGCAGGAGCCGCAGGAGGAGUGGGUGUGGGAGAGGGUGGGGAGGGGAGGCGCGGAGUGGCGUGGUGCAAGGGGAGGCUGGCCCCUCAGGACAGUGUGCUGCAGCGGUUGAAGCGGCUGCAGACAAGGCAGGAGCUGUCACCCAAGGAGGUGACGCAGAAGGUGAAGAAGUAUCUCCGACAGCUGGGCCAUGAGAUCGACAGCGUCAUGAAGCGCGAGGCUGCUGAUGCCGCCCUCCCGCGCCCCCACUUACAGAAGAUCUCUGAGGACUUGUGGGACUACGUGGCUCUGCACUCACACCUGUCUGGCACGCGAUUGGCCGACAUUUACCGCAAGCUGAGGGACGACCGUGGGAGCGAUGGAAAGGAAGACGCGAUGGAUGGUUCGGGAGGCCGGUCGUUUAAGGUUCGGGAAGUGGGGAGGUGGGAGAGGGAGAGGGAGAGAGGGCGGGAACGAGAGGGGGAAAUAGGGAGGGAAGGGGAGCGGGAUAGAGAGAAAGGGAGAGGGAGGGAGUGGAGAGAAGGAGGAGAAGGAGGAGGAGGGGGUGCGGCGUGGACGGCAGAGAGGCGGAGAUCAGAUGGACGAGAUCCAGACCGGCCUUCUGGUGGUGGUUGGGGGAGAGCGGAGGGGGGAGACGGCGGAUCUGGGAAGAGUGCAGAGAGGGGAGGGGAGAGGGGAGGGGAGAGGGGAGGGGAGAGGGGAGGGGAGAGGGGGGAGGAGAGGAGCGAGGCAUGGAAACGCAGGUGGAGAGAUGGGGAGGGGCCUACUUCCUCCUCUGCCCCUGUGUCCGGUGCAAGCAGCCCUCACAGAAUGGGCAAUGGGCAGGUGAGGGAGGGAGGAGGGGAGGGGGGAGAGGAUGCAGGCAACGGCAACGGGCGCAUGGAGAGCAGAGCUGAGGGCUCUGGGGCAGGAGGGGAGCGUGGGAGAAAUGCCAGAGAUUCCAGAGAUACGAGAGAGGGCAGAGAUUCCAGAGAUACGAGAGAUAUCCCUUCAGGUGCUCCCAGGGACGUAUCCAGAGAAUUUCCCAGAGACUCCCCCAGAGAUUUUCGAGAUGCCCGAGAUGCAUCAAGAGAGGCUCCUCGUGAUGCCCGCCCCCCUCGCCCUCCGCCUCCCCCCGCUCCGUCUGACGCCCGUGCGUCGAGAAUGGGGGCUGGUGCUGGCGUGGGCCGGGGCGAGGAUGGGGAGGUGGCGAAAGGGGCGGUGCAGGGUGCUGGUGCGGGUAAGUGGGGGGGUGGAGGAGGGGACAGGGAGAUGGAGGUGGGGGAGGCGGGGGAGGCAGGGGAGGCAGGGGAGUUGGAGGCGGUGGCAGAGGAGGGCAUGGUGCAGGAGUGA
Messenger RNA from Closterium sp. NIES-65, 6986 nucleotides. The record is from the annotation of a GenBank genome assembly. NCBI's taxonomy places the organism in Eukaryota, Viridiplantae, Streptophyta, Zygnematophyceae, Desmidiales, Closteriaceae.